AUGGCCGAUGAAGAUAAAAAAGACACGAAAAAUCAAGUAGAAGAAUUGUACGCAUGGAUCUCUAAGAUUCCUCUUUCAAAACCAACAAAGAAUUUAUCACGAGAUCUUUCGGAUGCUGUAAUAAUAGCGGAAAUUCUUAAAAUAUAUUAUCCUCGUUACGUUGAUCUCCAUAAUUACGUGUCAGUGAACAGUAUAACUGCAAAAAAAGACAAUUGGAACAUGUUAAAUCGGAAAGUACUAAGCAAAAUCGACAUGAAAUUAACUAAAAGUGUUAUCAAUCAAUUGGCGAAUUGUCACCCCGGAGCUGCUGAAAAUAUGUUGCUAGAUAUAAGAAAGAAAAUCGUGCAAGAUGGAGUUGAUCUUCAGAUUCCUCAAAAGCAACCACAAAACGACUUUGUCGAAGAGGGUAACAUACCUGAUGAUGAAUCAGUGCCAUGUUCUGUUGCUCAACCAACUUCGAACUCUCUUGAUUCUAAGACAUCAAUAUUCUCACGUGCUAAACAAAUGAUCAGCUUUAUCUUUGGAUGGUUCAUAAGUUGGCUGUGCAUCUGGAAUUACUUUCAAGACACGAAAUUACAAUUAACGAAUCAACUUCGAAAUUUCUUGGAAGAAAAUGCCAAGGCGUCCAACGAAAAGAAUAUAAACGAGGAGACUGACGUCCGUGUGAAAAUAGUGCAAAAAAUGCAAGAGCUUCACGUCAUGAUGUGUAACUUAAAUCACAAGCUUACGUACCUCGAAAGUAUAACGAAGUUGAAAGACCUGUGAAUAUGCAAUCUAACAGACCUUGGAGAACGCUGUGGAAUCCGAGCAAUUUGCUAGAAAACAUGAUGUUCAAGAAAAAGUGAAAAGUAGAGAAAUAAUGCCAAGGAUAAUAAAUAAAUAUCAUAGAACAGAAUCGAAUAUUUGUCGCUUUAUUUGCUUUAAAAAACGCGAACGUUCAUUGAUUCUCAUAUUUGCACAUUUGAAUAUUUAAUCAUCGCGUCAUUACGAAAGUUUUCCGCGGAAAUAAAUUUACAUUUACUUCUACGAAACUUGUAGUAAAUAAUCCUUCGUGCAAAGAAACAUCAUAGCGUCUGAAUAUUAAUAAAUAUCCAAAAUAAAAUAAAUUUAGGAAAAUUUAGGAAAAUCUAAAAACGCACGAAACUCCGUAGUUAAAUACUAUUCUUUCGCUUCAAUGUCCAAGGAAAAUGCUUAUAAUGUACUUAUAAUGUGCUUAUCAUUUCUGCACUGGGGACGAAGUUUUUUGCUUCUGAAAAUCGUCAUACCGGCCAAAAGCAACGACAAAACGAAAAUAUGCACGCUAUUUGACUACGCUCGACAUUAUAAAGGGAAAAGAGAAACAUACUUGACACGGACUAACUACGUGAAU
Frieseomelitta varia is the source of this 1369-nucleotide messenger RNA. RefSeq lists its product as uncharacterized. The record is from RefSeq and is a predicted model, not a curated record. The transcript has 4 exons. Gene Ontology annotation, molecular function: microtubule binding. Gene Ontology annotation, cellular component: axoneme. The coding region runs from base 1 to 765 and encodes 254 amino acids. NCBI's taxonomy places the organism in Eukaryota, Metazoa, Arthropoda, Insecta, Hymenoptera, Apidae. Gene Ontology annotation, biological process: regulation of cytoskeleton organization.